GUCCGCCAUCUUGGCACGAGCAAAACUUACCAGCAGAUUGCUUGAAGAAAUUGUGUGAUUAUUUCCUCCUAGGAUAGUGCUUCUACCAGAAACAACAAUAUGGCUAUGUGUUAGAUAAGAUGCUGUGUUAAUUAGUGCGGGGUAGGACCCUUAUAGCCCUACGUUGGGCUAGAAUUUCAACAAAUUGCUUGAUCGGCUCAGCAGACUACCGGGCUCUUCAAGAUGAGCACGACGAAGUUAUCGUUUCGUGCCCGGGCUUUGGAUGCCGCCAAGCCCAUGGCCGUUUUCAUGGCUCAUGAACUGCCAGAUUUACCGGACUUUACGAUUAUUAAUCGUGCAGUCCCUCAAAUGCCAACCGGCAUGGAGAAAGAAGAAGAAACGGAACACCACCUUCAGCGUGCCAUUGUUACUGGCUUGAUUAUUCCCACUCCAGAAGUGUUCCAGGUUGAUGAAGCAGGCUGCUACAGCAGAUGUUACCCAGGAGAAUGGAAAGUGCCAAGAAAUCUUAUUCACAUGCAACCAUUUACAAUGGAACAAGACAUUCCAGACUACGACAUGGAUUCAGAUGAUGAGAGGUGGAUUAAUUCUCAAGCAGGAAAGUUAGACAUUACUCCAUUACAGUUUGAAGAAAUGAUGGACAGGUUGGAAAAAAAUUCGGGCCAAACUGUAGUUACACUCAAUGAGGCAAAAUCAUUGUUGAAACAAGACAAUGAUUAUAUAAUUGCAGUAUAUGAUUAUUGGCUAAACAAACGUCUCAAAAUGCUCAAUCCGUUAAUUCCGCAAGUAAAGACGGAAAAAUUCGGAGGAACCGGUUCCAGCGGCAAUCCGUAUAUCGCGUUUAGGCGCCGAACUGAAAAGAUGCAAACGCGUAAGCAUCGGAAAAAUGAUGAGGCUUCAUACGAAAAAAUGCUGAAAUUGAGGAGAGAUUUGAGUCGUGCAUUAUCACUUUUGGAUAUGAUAAAAAAGAGAGAAAAGUUUAAGCGAGAAGUGGUGCACUUUGGAAUCGAAGUGUACGAGAAACGGUAUCAGCUCUCUGACUAUUCGGGACAUGUCAUCAAUGAAUUAACAUCGCAAGUUAAGCAACAACCACGUCCCAAUUCAGCACCGUUGUCCACUAUUCAGAGCUCUAAUGUAUGGUCUAAUGCCAUUCCCCCCUUGACCGGGAACCUUCCUUCUAUACAAACAAAUCGAGGGCGAUCGUUCAAAGACGAGCUGCUGAUCCGAAAAGAACGCCGGAAUUACCGUAAACGGCGGCACAAGAAUUCCACAACCCGAGGAGGAUUGACAGCAAUCGGAGUUCCUACACCGACUGCGUCAACAGUAUCGGCAUCAGUCGCAUCAUCAGUGCGUGGUAUGAGUUGUUUUAGCGAUGGACCUUCUGCGAGCUCUGAGGAUGAGGCAGAAAGUGCCGUUGUUGCAUCCCAAAGCGAGGCUGAUGAAGCUGAAUCCGACAUCGAAAAACAAGGCCCCUUUACAUUUCGGCGUAAACUUCACUGCAAUUACCUUGCUCCGACCCAGGUGUCAAGUCCACAUCCUUACUAUGGUCCCGAUGAUGGUGGGUUAGCUGAUAAGAGGUUCCGAUUCUGUCUGACUUCUUUGGCGACGCCUCGGCCUCGUUGCAUUGGGUUAGCCCGCAGACGUGUUGGGCGGGGAGGAAGGGUUGUCCUGGAUCGCACUUCUUCUCCGUUUGAAGCCACUUGGGGCAGUAUGGAUGACAGAUCUAGCCAUCCGACUCUAUCUGAAGAUUUGAAGGAAGAAAUCCGAACAAGCUGGAAACAUUUUAGGCCAAGUUCACCCGCCGAACCACUGAUCGAAUCGAAUUGCAACGAGCCCAGUAGUAAUACUGUCGGUUCAGUUGAUAUCCAUACGGAUGACAAAAACGAUCAUUAUCAGAAUUUCGAUUCCCCGACCGUUGACAGUUUGUUUUUCGAUGCGGGUCUAGACGGCUUUAGAGUGCCACCGGCUGAGUUUAGCCCACCUUGCGUCACCAAUUCGAAUUUCAACGUUAUUGGUGACACUGCGUCCUCUAUUGGGAAAAUGGAUCUAGACUGGUGGAAUUAUUUCGACUCUGUCCAACCCGAAGAUGUUACGGGAGAGGCCAGUCCGCAGGAACCGAACGGCAAAAAACCCCUUCCCUCUGUUCACUUGAACGGAGUAGGAUCACCGUCAACUGCGACCGAUUCUCCAUUCUGGAAAAUUCCCAAGAGUGCCUCUUUGCCGAAUAACGAUUGUUCAAUGGUGAAUCCGUGCUUGGGUGACAUACACACUGCUGAAGACAAGGACCAAAAUAACCAAACUGUUGUCGAUUUCCUUUUGAUCGACUCUACGUUUGCCAUGGAAGUCACGUGACUUGCAUUAAAACAGAUCCCUGCGGAAAAUCAACCUGUUUUUCUCACCCCCUUUUCCUUUGUCAUUGUAGAUUGUUCAUAUCGCCAAUGGUUAUUAUUCAUUUUUUACUCAGGGAUAGUCUUCAGUUACUUAUCCGUAUUCUCUAUGAGAGUUCGCUUAUGUAGAAAGCGUCACAUGUACAUUUGUCAUUCUAAUGAUAACGUGCUCCAUUUUUCGCAUAAGUGUUCAUUUAUUUAAGGAGAACCAAACACGAUCUUACGUAUUACGCGAAGAUAUGAGCUUCGAUGAAGAGGCAAAAAAUUUCUAUGGAGGAUCAAUAAGCAGCUGGUCUCCCAACUCAUUGGCAUUGGAUGGCACCUGUAGGAAUUUCGUAAUUUUCCUUGGCCGUGAAUUUGUCUUGUUUUGCAGCCACUUGUCUUUGCUUUCCGUGGAAGCAUGUCGGUUUGACAGCUGGUUUAAAGUAAUCAUGCUUGUGUCAAGGUUAACCGACAAAUGCAUUAAUUGGUCUUUUUCAAUGAUCGAUUUGAAACUUUUUGUAAUGUUCCAUUUUAAUUUGGAAAGAAACCCUCCGUGCGAAAUGCUGGAGCCUCUUGUAAAGUACAGCCUAGAGCACAAGGCUGAGUGUGAUAAUUUUGGCUCCAACAACAAAAAUGCUUUUUCCCACAGUGAAGUUUUUUCCCUCAUCUCCCCAAUUAUUAUUUUUUUUUUUUAAGCUGGAGUACCAUCUUCAUCGAAAAUUGCGUAAAAACAAGAGAGUCUGAAAAGCGAAAUAUUCGUGAAUGUACAGUGUCGUUCGUGUGUGUGUAAAUACAUGUAUUUUGUUGAAA
Messenger RNA from Daphnia magna, 3176 nucleotides. It is a transcript of the gene E(Pc), whose product is annotated as enhancer of polycomb homolog 1. Gene Ontology annotation, cellular component: piccolo histone acetyltransferase complex. The transcript has 9 exons. Gene Ontology annotation, biological process: regulation of transcription by RNA polymerase II. Lineage: Eukaryota; Metazoa; Arthropoda; Branchiopoda; Diplostraca; Daphniidae. The record is from RefSeq and is a predicted model, not a curated record. Bases 223 to 2349 code for a protein of 708 amino acids.